This is a messenger RNA of Mitosporidium daphniae, 765 nucleotides long. Its product is annotated as XPG domain-containing protein. Gene Ontology annotation, molecular function: 5'-flap endonuclease activity; 5'-3' exonuclease activity; DNA binding. The coding region runs from base 1 to 765 and encodes 254 amino acids. Lineage: Eukaryota; Fungi; Microsporidia. The transcript is spliced from 3 exons. The record is from RefSeq and is a predicted model, not a curated record. Gene Ontology annotation, cellular component: nucleus.
AUGAUUGAAUGUGGGAUCAAACCCGUGUACGUAUUUGAUGGGGCUCCUCCAAAGCUCAAGACCGCCGAAGUAAGGGUUCCAUCUCAUUUCACAAAGUUAGAUGAUCGUCUAGCGAAAAGGGAGGAAGCAAACAAAGAAAUCUUGAGCGCACAAGCUUCUGGUACCGCUAUUUUGAUCUUUUAUUUACUAUCAGACCAGCCCGAGGUUGUUGGAAAGUUUAUGAAACGCACUGUAAAGGUAACAAAGGAACAUAUUGCAGAGGCAAAGAAACUAUUAACGCUUAUGGGCGUUCCAUUCAUACAAGUUUUUGCCACAGGAUCGGAGGAUAUGGAUACCCUUACCUUUGGAUCUCCUAUACUUCUUCGAAAUUUAACAUUCAGCGAAGCCCGCAAAAUACCUAUCACCGAAAUGCAUUUAGAUGAGGUAUUGGUCGGAUUAGGCAUGGCCAUGGAUCAGUUUAUCGACCUUUGUAUAUUGCUUGGCUGUGAUUAUUGUGAUUCCAUAAAGGGUAUAGGUCCCCAAAAGGCAAUCAAAUUGAUUCGUGAGCAUGGCUCGCUUGAGAAGAUUAUUUCGCACUUGAAGGAAAAUCCAUCUUCAAAGCACGUUGUUCCGGAAAACUUUCCUUUUCAAGAGGCGAGAAUCCUCUUUCAGCAGCCCUCGGUUUUAGAUGCAGCUGAAUUUGAGUCCCUGUUAAAGCCGAGCGUCGUUUCGCAGGAUGAAUUGAUCGCCUUUUUGGUCACUGAGAAGGGAUUCAGGUACUCAUGA